UGUCUGCUCAAACGGUGAGUUGAGUGCAGCAGGCUGUCGGUGUCUGCGUUUGAACAGAGACGCUCAGUCAUUAGAGCUCUUAUCGUUCUUGUUAUUUCGUUUUUCUCAUCGUUCGAUCCGGAAUCAUGAAGCUAACGCGGCCUGAGCCUCUCCAGCUCCUGCAGUGAGGGAUGAGUGUUUCUGCAGCAGCGAGACUGAGUUCAAGCACCUGUUGAACAGGUGACCGGGGCGCGUGCACGUGCGGGCUCCACGUCGGUCAUGAACGUUUGAAUCCGCAUUUGAAGCGUCAUUUUGGGACUGUAGAUGGAGUCGAUCCGGACACCAGCGGGGAUUCUGGCGCUGCUUUUUCUGACAGCGUCAUGCGUUCAGGGGGACUUUGUGGAGCCUCUUGAAUCCGUCACCUUCUUGCGCUCCUUGACAGAAUCUCAGACCCGACUUCCAUGCCGUUAUAAAGAGGCAGAGGGGGAGAAAGUGGUGCAGGUUACCUGGCAGAAGGAGCUCCCAGGUGGCAGCAAGGAGCAGGUCAUUACAGCCCACUUCACUGAUGGCCACACAGAAUUUGGGCGUUACUCCGGCCGGGUGAAGUUUGAGAGCACCAACCCCACCGCCGACUCGACUCUGUUGAUCCCCAUCACCGAGGACUCGGAUGAGGGCAGCUACAUCUGCCACAUCUCCACCUUUCCCAAUGGAAACUUUGAGCGGCGCAUCGCGCUCACAGUCUGGACAUUACCCAUCUCCUCCCUGGAUGCGGUGACUCUGGUAGAGGGCCAGUCGUACGGUGUGGCCGCCUCUUGCAGAGCCGUGGGUCGCCCCGUCCCCCGGCUGUCUUGGGACACCGAAUUACCAGGCCAGUCCCAGAACUACACCAGUGAGGGUGGAUCUGUGUCCAGUCACUUCUCUCUGCACCCGCUGCGCUACAUGAAUGGGAAGAAGCUGGACUGCUUGGUGUGGCAUCCAGGCCUGGAGAAACCGCGGAGGAUCUCCAACAAAGUGGAGGUUCAGUACCCCCCAGAUGCCACCAUUUCCUCUUCCACCGACCAUUGGCAUGUGGGGUUGGAGAAAGCAGAGCUCACGUGCAAAGGUGGGGGGCUCCCCAUACCCCACAACAUCACCUGGAUAAGGAAAGGAGAGCAUCUUCCAGAUGGAGUGUCAGCGAUUGGGGGAAAGCUGGUGUUUGGGCGGGCCCUCCGUGCAAAUGACAGCGGCAUGUACGAGUGCAUCGUUAAAAAUACUAUCGGAGUGGGAAAGUUUGAGUAUUUGAUAGCAAUAACGGCAGAGCAAAAAGGACUCUUCCAGGACGUGGAGAAGGACAAACUGAUCCUGAUCAUUGUCGGUGCGGCUGCUGGAGUGGUGGUCCUGAUCCUGAUCGUUGUGGUGGUGCUGGUCAGCAGGAUGUACAAAAAGAGAACCAGACAUCUGAAGGAUCAAGUAGACAGCUUCUCAAGACAAGCUUCCAUGAGGAAAAUCAACUCGGAAGACUUUGACAUGAGAUCUGGGAAUGAUCUGACGGUCAGAACUCGGUCAAGGCACAGCCUGAUGUCUGCGGAUCACACUUACAAAGGCAGCCAGUCCACUCUGGGAGGGAAAUGGGCCCAUCCAGCCACGGAUGACCUAAACCGCCCCGUCGUCUGGGAAGACAGCCGUGAGUGCCUGAAAGCAGAGAGGGAGGAGCGCAAGAGGAGGACGGAGUCGUACGUGAAGUCCAGCAACAUGUCUCUGGACUCGGGCCUUCCUUCCUCUCUGGUUCCGGUGAAGCCCCAGCAGGAGGAGUACGUUGCACCUAAAGAGCCCGACCUGAACCAUCUCCAGGAGAGAGACUCUCCUCUAGAAGCCGACUGGGUUUCCUACAACUCUGCAGACGAUGAGGAAAGGAGCAACCAGUAUUUAUCAUCGAUGCUGACACAUUACUUUUAUGAAGAAAAUGGCAAGCUCAGGCCGAGGCCCAAUGGCAAAGCCAUCGUGGUGCACACGAGAGAGCAGAUCAUUUGAGUCUGACCUCCCACCACUCAUACUCACUCUGAACACAGUAAAACUUUUCAAAGACGCUACACAAGUGCAAGUUUCUGCAUAUUUGUUAAUGAGAUGUUUGGUUUAAUAAGUGGGCGGUGUUAUUUUGGGAUCUUUUUAAGGCCGUCAUGGCUGCCAGUGGGGAGGUGAUGGGGAAUUUGCAGACAAAUGAAGGGCUGCUCUUUAGUCAUUUAGUUUGGAACGUUCACCGAACGCAGAGGCUCCUAAAGACUGUCACCUCAGCGGCGAAAGGACUCCGAACCCUGUUACAAACUCUGCUGCAGAUGUGGGUGAACACAUGAACUGCUUACCUUUGGUAACGUCUCAGUUCAGGACACUCAGGUGUUGUGCACCGUUUACAGAGAACACCCAGACCGAAACACUUCCUUCAAGGAUCGUCCUGUGGACUAAAACACUUCUUUUUAUUUGAAUGCACUAAAUGGGAAGGUUAAUAUUUGUUUGGAACUACUGGAAGGUCAGAACCCUGCAGUGUUGGAAGGAUGCUGUCAACCAGCUGGAUGAAAUGCAACAAAGAGUCUGCUUUUUGAGUUGUUUGAAGAAAGAAAAUUACUGGAUCUUAAAUGAGAUGAACACGAGAGGUGGCAUUAAUGUGCUGAUAUUUAUAACUACGUUAAAAAAGGGGGGUGUUCUUUCUACGAUUGUUUAAUAUCUUCAUGAAGUGUUCAUUCAUCAUGACACUGGAUGAACUGUGAAAGCUUCUUUUUAUGAAGCACUGUCAGGAGUUUGUUUUUCUAUGUCUUUUCUUUAAAACUCCUAAAGUGAGUAAUGUUUAUUUUAUAAAAGCACAAACUGCCAUCAUGAAAA
Molecule: messenger RNA, 2832 nt
Organism: Oryzias melastigma (Indian medaka)
Lineage: Eukaryota; Metazoa; Chordata; Actinopteri; Beloniformes; Adrianichthyidae
Product: nectin-4
Exons: 11
Coding region: 304-1989 (561 amino acids)
Biological process (GO): heterophilic cell-cell adhesion; homophilic cell-cell adhesion
Cellular component (GO): adherens junction
Source: RefSeq, a predicted model, not a curated record